CUGUCAAAAUUUUUUAUUUAAAAUACAACGAGUUAUUAUAAAUCAGUCGCAAUGUAAGGUAGAGCAUACACUUAUAAAUUUUGGGGUUUGUCCAAAUGAAUCACAAAAUAUCAUUUUAAAGUUCAAAUGUUGAAUCUGUUGUGUUUGAAUGGAAGUAAUAUCAAAUAACAUUUCACUACAGUGAUGAAUAUGGGAUGAUACUGCACAAUGGACCCUCUGUACUUGCAAUUCAAAAACUUAUAAUGGAUAACAUAAAACAUUCAUUUCAUCAUCUUUGUCUUGUUUAACUCUGGAUCAAGUAGUUUCAGAUGUUAUCCUUUAAUGAAGCCUACAACUUCACCUGUCCAUCACAGGCACACUGGAAUAUUCGGGCAAAAGCCAUGUGUAAGCCUCCAAAAAAUUAUACUUGCUUAUUUGAUAUAACUUUUCGAGUGAAUGUAUACAGAGAAAUAUGUAACAGACCUAGAAUAUUAGAUCGUGGUCAUAAAUACGUCUUUCAGCCGAACUUAAACAAAGCAACAUGCAGUGCAACUCGAUAUCAGCCUUUCAUUUUUUACACAAUUGGAAACAGUGACUGCACCUAUCAAAAAUCACUUUGUAACAGCAUAGGUCAAGAGACGUAUGAAUACGGCAACACUACGGUCGACAUAAAAUGUAUGUGUAAUACUGAUAGAGGAUAUACUUUUGUCAUGAACUCAAAACACCAAUGUUACUGCAAUCCUUCUACUGACGAUUGUUCCUGUUAUCUCGGAAUAAACCAAUACAACAAAACGGUUGGACUGAACGAUAUCAAAUGUUACGAUGACACGAAAAGGACAGGAAGUCGUUACUUAGGAGAUAGGUUUAAUAUAUCACGGAAAAUUAAGAUCAUUGAAUUUGACAACUACAACUACAACCUAAACUAUUAUAAAUAUCACAUCGAAGCAUUUCAAUGGGUUUUGACAUUGUCAUUAGCAUCCUGCGUUGUUUGUAUUAUUCUACUGACAAAUCGGCGACAAUUGAGAAGAUGUAUCGAACCUCCAAAUAUUUUUCCAGAAGCCAUAAACCAUUUAUCAGAGGAAGAUAAAAUCAGAUACAAUGAGCUUAUGCAAACUGAAAAAAAAGAAAACAGAUAUUUUGUUAGAAUUAUGAUUGUCGGAAAGGAAUCGACAGGAAAAACGUGUCUCUUGAGGAGAUUAUUGAAGGAAGACAUAUCUGGUGUAUCGAGUACAGAUGGUGUUGAUAUUGUUGUUCGUAGGUGCAAAAUCAACAUAAGAGAUGGAAAAUGGAUAAUCGGCAAAGAAAUUGACGAUGAUAAAGUGAGCCGGAUUAAGAGAGCACUGAUUCCAAAUGCCGAGGACAGAAACACUGAAAAUAUUGAGGUAGAUGAGAGAAAUAAUAUAAAUAUAAGUCAUGGUGAUGAUAUAUCUACCUAUAAAAAAGACACCACAACCGACAUAACGGUUAUUCGGGAUAAAAGUGAAGAUACAAAUGAGUCUGAAUUAUUGGUAAUGCUUGAGGAUUUCAAAGCAAAAUCAAAAGUUAAUCUGGAUAAAAAAGGAGAAACGAACCAGUCUCCAUCUUUGGUAAUGCCUGAGGAUAUCACUAGCGACGCAAAGAUUAAUCUGGAUAACAAUAAAGAAACGAAUAAGUCUUCAUCAUUGGUAAUGCCUGAGGAUUUGAUGUCAAAUAUGUUUUCCAAGUCAACUGUUAAUUCUCCUUCAAACCUUUAUGCAUUAUGUGAAUUAUGGGACUUUGCAGGACAAAAAGAAUUUUAUGCUACACAUCAAGCAUUUUUAACAAGUAGUGCAGUAUACCUUGUAGUUGCAGAUAUGAAGGACGACAUAAGUAAACAAGGAUUGGGUCAGUGUUUUGCCGAUUUUCAGCAUAUUGGAGAAUAUGUUGAUUUUUGGUUUGAUUCUAUCCAUUGUCAUCGAACAACCGACAAACCAGCUAGGUAUGGCCACUUCGAUCCUCCGAUUUUAUUAGUUUUCACUGGAAAGGAUAAAUAUGACAAGGCAGAUUUUAAGAAGAGAGAAAAGGAACUCAAUGAUCAAAUAGACCAAGUUCUUGGAUUUCAAAGCAAAUAUCAUCACUUGCACAACAAGUUUUAUCUGUCAAAUACAAAUGACAGUGACACAGAAUUUGAGAAGUUGCAAUACGCAAUUUACGAUACUGCACGGAAAAUGGGAAAUUGGGGUAAUGCUUUUCCGUUAAAAUGGAUUCUUUUAGAACAUUUGAUUGAAAUUAAUAAGAACGAUAACAAGCAUUUCAUCAACUUUACUGAUAUGUCAAAUCUGGCUUAACAUCCUGAUAUCAAUAUUCUAGAAAAGGAGGAUUUGUUGUUGUUUCUUCGAUUUCAGCAUAACGUAGGGAACAUCAUUUUCUUUGCUAAUAUACCGGAUUUAAUCAUAUUAAGACCCCAAUGGUUAGCAGAUGCUUUCCGAUGUUUAGUUUCAGAUAGAGUUGAAAACAGAAGAUUGCAUCACCAUGAGGACUGGACACUGUUUAUACGACAAGGCAAAAUAAGCGAAUCGUUAAUAACAGAACUGUUCAAAUCAAAAGAUGGAAGUCAGUUUUCAGAACAGACAAAUAAUUUG
Mytilus californianus (California mussel) is the source of this 2579-nucleotide messenger RNA. RefSeq lists its product as uncharacterized. NCBI's taxonomy places the organism in Eukaryota, Metazoa, Mollusca, Bivalvia, Mytilida, Mytilidae. The transcript has 11 exons. Bases 309 to 2285 code for a protein of 658 amino acids. The record is from RefSeq and is a predicted model, not a curated record.